This is a messenger RNA of Cicer arietinum (chickpea), 5485 nucleotides long. RefSeq names its product DNA-directed RNA polymerase I subunit 1-like. Lineage: Eukaryota; Viridiplantae; Streptophyta; Magnoliopsida; Fabales; Fabaceae. The record is from RefSeq and is a predicted model, not a curated record. Gene Ontology annotation, molecular function: DNA binding. Gene Ontology annotation, biological process: DNA-templated transcription. Gene Ontology annotation, cellular component: RNA polymerase I complex.
CUUUUUUAAACUCAGAACUCAUAAACCCUAACUAACUUCUCUAUCUCGUGUCCAGCCUCCGUCCGCUAGCCUCGUUCCCGGCGAGCAUAGUUCCAGUCACGUUUUCUCCCGGCGGUUUUCCCCUGUUGCCACUGUCAUCCUGAGCGCUUGUGUUUCAUCAAAAUCUUUCUGAAGUUUCUUGCACCAAUAUGGCUCUCGCUACUGAGGGCGCAACGAAUAGUGUGAAGGCUGUGGCAUUCAGUUUUCUAACGGACGAAGAAAUACUUAAGAGUAGUCGCGUCAAGAUAACCAAUCCCAUUCUUCUUGAUACGCUCCAUUCACCUGUUGCUGGUGGAUUGUAUGAUCCUGCCUUAGGUCCUUUUCAUGAGAAAUCUCCUUGUCAAUCUUGUGGUCAAAACUCUUAUCAUUGCCCGGGGCAUUUUGGUCAUAUUGAGCUUGUUUCUCCUGUCUACAACCCUUUGAUGUUUUCUAUGCUUAGCAAUGUUCUACGAAGAACGUGUUUCUCGUGCCAUCAUUUUCAGGCUAGCAGAAAUGAGGUGGAGUUGCGUGCAAACCAGUUAGAGCUUAUUAUGAAAGGGAAUAUUGCCAAGGCAAAAAAUUUGGAUGCAAUUAACCUAGAUGAAUCCGCAGAUUUAAGUGAUGGUAAUGACAGCCAAUGUAGUAGUGAUGAGCAACUGGGAGAAAAUUGGACGUCCCUUCAAUUUAGCGAGGCAAUGUCUGUUCUAAGGAAGUUUCUAAAAAAAGAAUUCAGGAAGUGUCAAAAUUGUGGAAACAUCAAUCCUAAAAUCACUAAACCAACCUUUGGAUGGUUUCACGUGAAAGCUCUCUCAGCUGCUCAAGCCAGAGCAAAUGUUAUUUCAGGAAUUGAUGCAUCCUUGGCAAGUGAAAUAAUCCAUGAUGAUAUAUCUUUAGGAAAUGGGGAUACUACAGAUGUAGAGGAUAUUACCUCUGGUGAUACUGCAAAUAGUAAUGCAAAAAGGCAAAAUAAACUUGCUCGGCAUAAUAAACUCUCUGGGUCUUUGCUACCGUCCCAGGUUCAGGGAAUUCUAGAGCUUUUGUGGGAAAAUGAAGCUCGACUGUGCUUGUAUAUCAGUGACAUUCAAGGUCAAGGUUUUGGAAAGAAAGCCGGUCACUCAAUGUUCUUUCUAGAUAACAUUUACGUUCCACCAAUCAAAUUCCGUCCCCCAACUAAAGGAGAUGAUAAAGUGUCAGAGCAUGCUCAAACUGUUUUGUUGACUAGGGUUUUAGAGUCCAACAUAUCCUUGGGACAGGCCCAUUUAAACAAGUCAGAUGCAUCAGUGGUUCUAAGGCGGUGGAUGGAUCUUCAGCGAUCUGUAAACCUCCUAUUUGACAAUAAAACUGCUUCUGGCCAAAAAGACUUGGUUACUGGGAUAUGUCAGUUGCUGGAAAAGAAGGAAGGCAUCUUUCGCCAGAAAAUGAUGGGAAAGAGAGUUAAUUAUGCAUGCCGCUCUGUCAUUUCACCAGAUCCUUAUUUGGCAGUCAAUGAAAUUGGGAUUCCUCCUUAUUUUGCUCUGAGGUUAACAUAUCCUGAGAGAGUGACUCCUUGGAAUGUAGUUGAAUUAAGGAAUGCUAUCCUAAAUGGUCCUGAAACCCAUCCUGGUGCUACCCUCUAUGCUGAUAAAACAUCAACACUCAAGCUUCCACUAGAUAGGAGGUCACGUUCUUUGACAUCAAGGAAAUUACAAUCCUCAAGAGGGGUUAUCAUGCAUAAUGGGAAGAUACAUGACAAUGAAUUUGAAGGAAAAGUUGUGUAUCGUCACUUGAAAGAUGGUGAUGUAGUGCUUGUCAACCGACAGCCCACGCUUCAUAAACCUAGUAUAAUGGCACAUGUAGUUCGUGUUCUAAAGGGGGAGAAAACAGUACGCAUGCAUUAUGCGAACUGCAGUACAUACAAUGCUGAUUUUGAUGGUGAUGAGAUUAAUGUUCAUUUUCCUCAAGAUGAAAUUUCACGUGCUGAAGCUUACAAUAUUGUAAAUGCCAACAACCAAUAUGUGAAGCCUACAAGUGGUGAUCCAAUCAGAGCCUUGAUUCAGGAUCAUAUUGUAAGUGCUGCUCUUCUCACAAAAAAAGAUACCUUUUUGAGCUGUGAAGAGUUCAAUCAACUUCUCUACAGUUCUGGUGUAUCAAUGACUGGGAUGGGCCCUUUCCCUGGCAAACCAGGACAGAAAAUUUUCAUGUCAAACUCUGAUAGUGAAAUGUUUCUGUUUCCUCCGGCAAUAUUCAAGCCAGAGCCAUUGUGGACAGGGAAACAGGUUAUCAGUGCAUUGCUAUACUAUAUCACUAAAGGUUCCCCACCAUUUACUGUUGAGAAGAAUGCAAAAAUCCCAUCUAGUUUUUUUAAGACUCGAAUGAGGGAGGGAAAAAAACGUACUAAAGAUACAUCAAUAAAGAAGGAUGAGCCCGAUGAGGAUAAAUUGUUGAUAUAUAGAAAUGAUUUGGUGCGUGGUGUAGUUGAUAAGGCUCAAUUUGGUGAUUAUGGAAUUGUGCAUACAGUGCAAGAGUUUUAUGGCUCAAAUACUGCUGGCAUUCUGCUUUCGGCAUUAAGUAGAUUAUUCACAAACUUUUUACAGAUGCAUGGGUUCACAUGUGGGGUUGAUGAUCUUCUGUUAACAGAAGGAAAGGAUAGUGAAAGAACAAAUCAACUUGAAAGCUGCGAGGAAAUUGGUGACAUUGUUCAUCGUGAAUUCAUUGGAGUCAUGGAGGGUGAUAAUAUAGAUCCAAUCACGAUGCAGUUGAAUGUUGAGAAAAAAAUACGCAGUAACGGAGAAGCAGCCAUAACAUACUUAGAUAGGAAGAUGAUAAGUAAUCUUAACUCCAGAACAAGCACUGGGGUAUUGAAGGUGCUACUCUCUGAAGGAAUAUUAAAACCCUCAGGAAAAAAUUGGAUUUCUCUUAUGACUACAUCUGGAGCUAAGGGCAGUAUGGUCAAUUUCCAGCAGAUAUCUUCUCAUCUUGGCCAGCAAGAGUUGGAAGGAAAACGAGUCCCACGUAUGGUUUCUGGAAAGACCUUACCAUGCUUUACAUCAUGGGAUUGUUCGCCCAGAGCAGGAGGAUUCAUUAUUGAUCGGUUUCUUACAGCUCUUCGUCCACAGGAAUAUUACUUUCAUUGUAUGGCUGGUCGAGAAGGGUUAGUUGACACUGCAGUCAAAACAUCUAGAAGUGGUUACCUGCAAAGAUGUCUAAUGAAAAACCUCGAGUGUCUUAAAGUUUGUUAUGAUCAUACUGUCCGUGAUGCUGAUGGUUCAAUUAUCCAGUUUCACUACGGAGAAGAUGGUGUGGAUGUUCAUCAAACUAGCUUUAUCAAUAAAUUUGAAGCAUUGUCAACUAACAAAGAGUUGGUUUACAGCAACUGUUGCCGUGAGCUAGAUAAAUCCAGUCCAUAUAUUAACAAGUUGCCUGAUGCUCUUAAAGGAAAAGCAGAAAAAUUCAUUCUGGAUUCCUCUUCAAAACAAAGAAAUUCUGGUUCAAUGACACACACGAAUUUCCUGCAUUUGAUGGAACACAAGUACGUCUCAAGUCUUGCUCAACCAGGUGAGCCAGUUGGUGUGUUAGCUUCUCAGUCUGUUGGUGAACCUGCAACUCAGAUGACUUUGAAUACUUUCCACCUUGCUGGUCGAGGUGAAAUGAAUGUGACUCUUGGUAUUCCACGUUUGCAAGAGAUCCUGACGGCAGCCUCUGCUCACAUCAAGACUCCCUUUAUGACAUGCCCCCUGAGACCAAAUAAAUCUAUGGAAGAUGCUAUUCGCCUUGCUGACAAAAUGAAAAAGAUUACUGUAGCUGACAUAAUUGAGAGUAUGAAAGUUUCUGUUGUACCAGUAACUGUUCAAGAUGGUCGCAUUUGCAGUAUAUAUAAGCUUAUGAUGAAGCUGCAUAAACCUAAACACUAUCCAAAAUACACUGAUGUUACGCUUAAAGACUGGGAAGAAACUCUUAGAGUUUCCUUUGUGAGAGGGUUGGAGGAUGCAAUAGAAAACAACAUUGCACUACUGGCUAAAAUUAGUGGCAUAACAAAUUUUAAGACAGAUGCACAACCAAAUUCUUCAAACGGUGCAGAAGAUGAUCCUAGCAAUGGUAAAACUAAUGAUGAUGAUGAUGAUGACGGUGAUGCUGACGACACAGAGGGGGCUGAAGAUCUCGGUUUAGAUGCUCAAAAGAGUAAGCGACAAGUUGUGGAUGACGUUGAUUACGAUGAUGGUCCUGAAGAGGAAACACUUGAAGAUGGUGAGCUGUCAGAGGACUUGGAAGGUGUUGAGGAUGCCAAAGAUAAUGAGUAUGUAAAAGAUGAUGGGGAUGGCAAAGAUGAUGAGGAUGGAAAAGGUGAUGAGGAUGGCAGUGAUAUUGAAGUUAAUGAGAAUGAUAAAAAGGUGACACUUGGUGCCAAUUACUCUCAAGGACCUGAAGAAAAUUCGAAAUCUCAACCUGUGAGCAAAAAAUUUGACAGGAGAGUUUAUGUAAAAUUUGAGAAGAGGCAUUUUGAGAUCCACUUUAAAUUUACGGGUGAACCUCACAUAUUGUUGGCUCAGAUUGCUCAGAAAACAGCCGAGAAGGUUUGUAUCCAGAACUUUGGAAAAGUUGGUCAAUGUAAAGCUAUUACAUGUAAAGAAAGUGGUGUAAUCUACUAUGGUGAAGAUGAUAGUAAAAGAGAAGAAAUUCCCUCAUCAGUGAAAGAGAAAAUACCAGCACUUCAAACAUCUGGCAUACAUUUUAAAUCAUUUUGGGAGAUGCAAGAUGAUCUUAAUGUUAGGUAUGUUUAUUCAAACAACGUGCAUGCUAUUCUAAGCACUUACGGGGUGGAAGCAGCCAAAGAAACCAUCAUCAGGGAAGUACAAAACGUUUUCAAGUCUUAUGGAAUAUCGGUAAAUAUCCGACACUUGAUGCUUAUUGCUGACUUUAUGACACACUCCGGUUGCUAUCGCCCUAUGAGCAGAAAGGGGAGCAUAGCAGAUUCUACAUCCCCGUUCCUCAAAAUUUGCUUCGAGACAGCAUCAAAUUUCAUUGUUGAAGCAGCUUGUCACGGGCAGGUGGACAAUUUGGAUUCUCCUUCUGCUAGAAUUUGUCUUGGUUUGCCAGUAAAGAUGGGAACUGGGUGCCAUGAAUUGAUACAGAAGCUGGAAACAUGAUGUAGCUAGUAUGUUCCUCAGCUUUAGAUCUCUCUGCCCAUCUACAAAUUUUGACAUCAUACUGUACAACUACUACGUGCAUAUUUUUUAUGGCUGGAAAGUAAUUAUUUGUUUGCAGGUGUAUUAAUAUAGUUUGAAAUGUCAUAAUAUCAUAUUACCUAUCAAAUAUAAGUUAUUUAGAAAGAAAACAAGCCACGUAGACAUGUAUCUCUUAGUGCAAUGAUUUUGUGGCUUUGGACAGCCAAACUUGCAAUGGACCUUGCUGAUAAUUGUUUGACUUCAUUGUAGCAGUUCUUAUUGUUUGAUUCAUCAAGCUGUUUCUAUUAUAGUUAAUGGUUAACACA